GCGCGGACCGCGACGCGAGUGGCCGAUUCCGAGCGCGGGCCCCCUGGCCUGGUACCGAUUCCGCCCGAUACCGAGCGAGCGUCGUGGGGCCCACGGCGAGUGCGGAGGGCCCGCCCGAUAGCCGAAUUCCUAGGGCCCGGGACACGCAGGGAGUGCCAGGACGCGAGUAGAAGAGGCCCAUGCACAGCCCGGCAUGCGGCGCGGGGCCGACAAGGCGGGAAAUCAGCCUCUAAAGGGCCCGACCGGGCCCGAUCAGGCCCAUCUUCGGGAGAACCCGAAUUAACGCAAAGGACGUCGGUCCGAACCGAGUUUUCCCGGCGGUUCGACGUUAGGGCCCCGAUCUGCGGGGUCCUAUCCGUAAAGUAAAGUCUCGUCAGGCCCCGAAGUGUUUGGGCCAGUUGACGGACGUCCAGUCACCGGUACCCGUGUGCAGUGCCAUCGUCGGCUAAGCUCUCGGAUGAGGCCGCAGGGCGCGCUCCAGGACGCAGCGGGGCCCGACGACCGGAUGCCGAGAUAGCCCCGAUGUGGUUCCGGUGAGGAGACCGCGAUGGCAGCGGCCCCGCCGCUGGUCCCCGGCGACGUUGGAAGAACCUCGACCUCCAUCACUAGAGCCUUCUUCAGGGUCGACCUGGAAGGGACCGCCGGUCGGUAGAGGGCAUGCGAGCUCAUCAUGUUCAACCACUACCGCGGCCCGCGAGCGCUGACGACACCUUGCCUCUUCGCCGCCGCCAUCCUCUUGGUGGUUGUCGGUAGCUACGACGUGUCCGCGGACCUCAACUCCGAAUUCGUCAAAGGAAAGAUUUGCAUCGGCACCAAUGGCCGCCUUUCCGUGCCGUCCAACAAGCAGCACCACUACCGGAAUCUUCGAGACCGGUACACCAACUGUACUUACGUCGACGGCAACCUGGAGAUCACCUGGCUUCAGAACGACACCGUGGACCUCAGUUUCCUGCAGUACAUCAGGGAGGUCACAGGGUACGUCCUCAUCAGCCACGUCGACGUCAGGAAGAUCGUCCUGCCGAGGCUGCAGAUCAUCCGCGGUAGGACGCUCUUCAAGCUCAACAUCCACGACGUCGAGUUCGCCCUCUUCGUCACCAUGUGCCAGAUGUACAACCUGGAGAUGCCGGCGUUACGCGAUAUCCUCAACGGCAGCGUCGGCGUAUACAAUAACUACAACCUCUGUCACAUUAAGACGAUUAAUUGGGACGAGAUUAUAACGGGUCCAGGAGGCAAGUACACUUACGUGUACAACUUCACCUCACCCGAGAGGGCAUGUCCGGAGUGCGACAAGAGCUGCCAGCAGGGAUGCUGGGGCGAGGGUCCAGAAAAUUGUCAGAUGUUCUCCAAGACGAAUUGCUCCCCUCAGUGCUGGCAAGGAAGGUGUUUCGGCUCGAAUCCUCGAGAGUGUUGUCACCUGUUCUGCGCAGGGGGAUGCACGGGCCCCAAACAGAGCGACUGCCUCGCCUGCAAGAACUUCUUCGACGACGGAGUAUGCACGCAGGAGUGUCCACCUAUGCAAAAGUACAACCCGACAACGUACUCCUGGGAGGCGAACCCUGAAGGGAAAUACGCCUACGGGGCGACCUGCGUCCGGAAGUGCCCUGAACACCUGCUGAAGGAUAAUGGAGCCUGUGUGAGGUCCUGUCCCCCGAAGAAGAAGGACGUCAACGGGGAAUGCGUCCCUUGCGAUGGCCCUUGUCCCAAAACUUGCACCGGGGUCGACAAGGUGCACUCGGGGAACAUCGACAGCUUCAAGGACUGCACCAUCAUCGAGGGCUCCAUCACCAUCCUGGACCAGAGCUUUGAAGGAUUCCAACACAUCUUCGCGAAUUUUACCUUCGGCUCGAGAUACGAAUCCAUGCACCCGGACCGCCUGGAGGUCUUCAGCACGCUCAAGGAGAUCACCGGGUUCCUGAAUAUCCAGGGGGAUCAUAAGGACUUCACGAAUUUGUCCUAUUUCCGGAAUCUGGAGAUUAUCGGGGGGAGGACCCUGACGGAAUACUUCGCCUCGCUGUAUAUAGUCAAGACUGCUUUGGUCUCUCUUGGUCUCAGCUCCUUGAAAAAGAUCUCUUCAGGGUCGAUAGCUAUUCUGGAGAACAAGGACCUGUGCUAUGCCCAGAGCAUCGACUGGUCCAGGAUCAAGAAGUCCUCCGAGCACGAGAGCCUGCUCUCGAAUAACAAGAACGAGAGCGACUGCAUUAAGGAAGGACUCGUGUGCGACGAGCAGUGCUCCAAAGAGGGAUGCUGGGGCCCGGGUCCAGCGCAGUGUCUCUCCUGCAAGAACUUCAUCUUAGGAAACGUGUGCAUACAAGACUGCAACGCCAUUCCUGGGAUCUACCAGGCGGACUCGCGGAUCUGCAAGCCCUGCCACGAGGAGUGCGACGGCAACUGCACCGGUCCGAAUACCGAGCAUUGCCACAAGUGCAAGCACGUCCGAGAUGGUCCAUUCUGCGUGCCCGAGUGUCCAGCCUCGAAGUACAAUGACAACGGCCAAUGCACGCACUGUCAUGAGAACUGCGUGGGAGGAUGCGAGGGUCCCGAGAACAACAUCGGUGCCAACGGCUGUCACAGCUGCGAAAAAGCUAUUAUGAACGGGCACGUGCCCGAAGGGUGCCUGCAGAAGAAGGAGGCUUGUCCUGACGGAUACUUCUACGAGUGGGUGGCUCUCCAGGAACAGGGGGCGUUGAAGCCUCUCGCCGGGAAGGCCGUGUGCAAGAAGUGCCAUCCUCGGUGCAAGAAGUGCACCGGCUUCGGCAUCCACGAGCAAGUAUGCCAGCUGUGCACCAAGUACAAGAGGGGGGAGCAGUGCGAGGACGAGUGUCCUGCGGAUCACUUCACGGAUGCCGACACGCACCUCUGCAUACCUUGCUUCGGAGAGUGCAGAGGGUGCUUCGGACCUGGUCCCAACCAGUGCUACAGUUGCCGGAACUUCAAGAUCUACACGGAUGGCGACCCAGGCGACAACGGGACGGCCUUCAACUGCACCGAGACGUGUCCUCCGGAGUAUCCCCACAAGAUCUUCCCAGCUGGCAACGAACCCUACUGUUCCCUGGAAUCGGUUGCCUACCAGCUGGAAGGGGAACUUCAACCCGCCAUCCUGGCAGGCAUCGGCAUCUUCACGGCCGCCUUCAUGGCAGUGGCCGCAGUGGUGGUCUGCCAAUGGAGGCUCAGGACCAAAGCGAAGGAGAACACCGUCAAGAUGACUUUGGCCUUGACCGGCCUGGACGACAACGAGCCUCUGAGGCCAACCGGAGUCAAGCCAAACCUGGCCAAGCUGAGGAUCAUCAAAGAGGAGGAGAUGAGGAAGGGUGGUAUCCUGGGGUACGGCGCUUUCGGGAACGUCUACAAAGGUGUCUGGGUUCCCGAGGGGGAGAACGUGAAGAUCCCCGUGGCCAUCAAGGUUCUCCACGACGGGACCGGUGCAAAUACCUCUAAAGAGUUCCUGGACGAGGCUUAUAUUAUGGCCAGCGUCGAGCAUCCGAAUCUUCUUCAGCUUCUCGCGGUCUGCAUGACCUCGCAGAUGAUGCUGGUGACCCAGCUCAUGCCGCUGGGUUGUCUGCUGGAUUUCGCAAGGACCUACAAGGACAAGAUCGGAUCCAAGCCCUUGCUGAACUGGUGCACCCAGAUAGCUAGGGGAAUGGCGUACCUAGAAGAGAGGAGACUGGUCCACCGCGACCUGGCUGCCAGGAACGUCCUCGUCCAGACGCCCAAUUGCGUCAAGAUCACCGACUUUGGUCUUGCCAAACUAUUAGACAUCAACGAGGAACAGUACAAGGCUGCCGGUGGGAAGAUGCCCAUCAAGUGGCUGGCCCUGGAGUGCAUCCAGCAUCGCGUCUUCACCCAUAAAUCCGACGUAUGGGCCUUUGGGGUCACGAUCUGGGAGGUGCUGACUUACGGCGGGAGACCCUACGAGAACGUGCCCGCCAGGAACGUCCCGGAACUCCUGGAAAAGGGUGAAAGGCUUCCCCAGCCGGCGAUCUGCACGAUCGACGUCUACAUGAUCAUGAUCAAGUGCUGGAUGCUGGACGCAGAAUCCAGGCCGAGCUUCAAGGAGCUCGCCGAGGACUUCGCCAAGAUGUCCAGGGAUCCUGGAAGGUACCUCGCCAUCAAAGGGGACAAGUACAUGAGACUGCCUCCGUAUACUCUGCAGGACGAGAAGGAAAUGAUCCGCAACCUCGCGUCAGCCAUGGACGGCCCCGAAGCACUGGUGGACGCCGACGAGUACCUUCAGCCGAAGUCGAGGGCACCUCUUCCUCCAGGGAUCUCCGCAUCGAGUACUUCGGGAUCUCCUCCGAAUACGCCGAUCAAGACUUGCUGGCCCAACGGGGCCCAGCUCGCAGCGGAUUCGCCGACCCCCCAGAACCAGCAGAACUGGGACCGGGAACUUCUGAGAUAUGGCCAUGGCCACGGGGGCAUGGUCGGUACCGGUGGUGGUGCCGGAGGAGGUGGACCCCAUGGAAACGGAAACACUGUCCAUGAACCUGGGAACUCGGGUCAGCAUCCUCUGUACUCUCGACCGAGCGGUCACUGCGGUCACUUCGUAGUGGGGUCCGAUGGGUCCAGCUCGAGGUACUGCUCGGACCCCCUCAAGAUGGUCGGCGUUAGAGAUUGCGACGUGACGGACGACUGCUACGACCCUGACCUAGGCUCGGCGCACCAGCAGGCACAGGUGGGUAACCUGAAGCUGGAUCUCCCUGUGGACGAGGACGACUAUCUGAUGCCUUCUCCUCAGCUCCCCAGCACCGCGACGCAGUACAUGGACCUGAUGGGCCAGUCGAAGUCCUCGACGACCGGUGAGGGCGAGCUCUCAUCCGCAACCCGACCUCGAGGAGGUCGACCGGCCGACUCGCAACGAGCGUUCGCGGUAAUCGGCCGCGUGAUUUCAGAGCCGGAACAAAGGAGGACGAGCAACGGGUACCGGAAGUACCCGGACUUCCUGGCGAUCCCGGGCAAGACCUCGGUGGAUAACCCCGAGUACAUCAUGUCUCAGGACGAGGGCCCGCUCACCCCUCAGACCCUCGGCAUCCCGACGCCGGACCUCGAGAAGGUCCUCACCAACGGCGCCUUCGGCUCCCAGGUCAGACAACGAAGCUCCGAGGAAGAGUCCGACCACGAGUACUACAACGACUUCGACCGACUGGAACGCGAGCUGCAGCCACUGAAGCCUCUCAGGAAGAACGAGACCACGGUCUGACGAAAUCCCGUACCUGAGCCGAAGCGCGCGAGCUUUGGAAGUCGCGUGCACAGGCGCCCGACGACGUUCCCCCGGUAGUACCUGGACCGGUGACCACCCGGGACUCGCAGGGGGAUGUCGAAUCAUUCGGAAAGAUCUUGGACGGUCUCCAAGAGGGGCGACUUUGGGACCCUCGCGAGCUGACGUCCCUUUUAUCCUUGCUGGGGGGCAGAAAGUCCUUCCCUUUCUCGGAUGAAACCCUUAGACUCGGCAUGACGCCGCUGUUCGAUGUCCAGGAGUCUGCCCCCCGGACGCGUCGCGACGACGAUAAAUUUUACUCUUAAGCUCGCCGGGUCCCCCGGAAUUCCCAUCGACCCGAGGAACCUUGGUCGUAGAUUCGUUCGGAUCCCGAAUCACGCGAGUCCUCCUCGGGGGGCCUCCAACGCGCCGGAGACGACCGACCCUCGAGAGUCCUCGAGGAAGGCGAGAAGCUUGCCAAACUCGGAUCCCCAGUACUUAGAGGACGCUCGCUGUGACAGUGCCGCGUUCGAAUGUGAUCACGCUUAAAUUAGGGGAACGGAGGGAAAGAGGCUCGCUCCCGAAGACGUCGCCAGGGGACGCCACGUGGCAGACCCUCACGACGUAGAGUUACGUUCCGUUCGACGUACACCGAACUGUAGUGCAAAAGUAUUCUUAAUGUGCCAUUCGCCGUGGCUUGUACAUACAACUGUCAUACCUAUGGUUACUGAACUAGCUUAGCGUGGUAACUAUUAUACAUAUAUAUAUAUUAUACAUGUACUAGCGAGCCUCUGCCGACUCGCGGUGUCGGAGUCCAUUUGCGAUUUUAUACGAUAAAAUUAUACAAAAGCGGGGCAGGACCGGCUUCGGCGUCCCGAUACCGCUAUCCUCUUCACCUUGAUCAAACUGCGCGCGUUUUUUCUCCGCCUAGGGGGCGACCUGUCUUCUUUGCAAACCGAAUUUCGACUUUGGGCACCGCGCGCGCAGUACGCGGGACGUCCGCAACGUCCUCGCGCGCUGCCUCGAGAACGCCGCUAACUGUGAUAAGAAACUUUCGGUCGUCCGGACGAACUUAAACGGCGCAUAUGUAGAUUCCUCACGGACGUUCGGUAAAUUAAGUUAAUCGUUAAGACGAGGCUAGGGAGGAACGUCGCUGUCUCGACAUGGCCAGUGUCCGCGAAACCCACGAAUCUCCUGGUGGACGCUUCGCGUGGAAUCGAGUCGAGGAUGAUAUGUAAAAAAGAAAAUAAUGUUCAGAAAAAUGAGCGACGAAACGACGAGGAAACGGAAGCACUCGUCCUCGCGGGAUUAUAUACACGCGGACCAAUGAAAUUGGACCCAGGUGGAAUCCUCUUUUCUCGGGAAAUCUUUAUUUUGAUACCGAUGUAAAUAUAUUCACGUGACGUAGCCUCUAGGUGAAUUUACUACGAGGUAGAGAGCGAAAGUACUUGAACGCACAGUUAAGGGCCGUUGGUGUGUAGUGACAUUGUAAUCCGUACGGAUAAUUGGAGAGGACUUCGGGGAUAUGUGCGAACAUCGAUGAACUCAUUAGUUUUAACUGCUUUUGUGAAAUUUCCUGGACUCGUUCCUGGAAAUGAGUUUAGGAUUAUCGAAAGUUUUAGAGACGCUCCGACGCGCAGAGCCAUCUGUAGAGGUUUUAGCUAACAAUUGAUCUUCUCUUACCGUAGAAUUCGUUGCAUAAGAAAUUUAAUGUGUUAGUUCAUCGCUGCCUUGUUAUAUCCGUUUUUAUGAGUUACAGGCGAGGUCCAUAUGUCCUGUUUUAAUGUUUUAAGGGGUUUUCUGCCCAGUCGUAUACUAUACAUCAAUGGUGCCUGCGUAGUUGUAGGGUAGGACGUGCCAUGCUGUACAGGACAUAGAAAGAAGAGAUUAACUGGCCAUUCCGACGUUUGCCAGUGCAUACAACGCAUUAAAAUUACCCAGACGAGAGUCAGUUCUCCGUACCGAAUGCUAAUACACGGGAAAAAGACUUGAAAAUUAUUAACGAAUACCUGGUUACGUGGUGUAAAGAGGAAGUACCAUUGGUGCUUCUCAAUGGCUGCAGCUUCGAUGCAACGGUUGCAGCCUCGGUGUCUGUUUUUUCUAUUUUCGAGAUGCAUGCCUGUUGAACGUUCAUUCGCUUGCAUUGUUAACAGACUUUUUUCCGUGUAUCGCUAGCCCUGGUAAAAGGUAAAGAAAAUCGAGUACAAUUUUCCGCUAAUUCCACUGCACGGUCGUGUCACCGUGUUCUUACAUUCGUAGCUAAAUAAGGAAAUACGUAUAGUGUACAUUGUGCUAAGUGUUACUAAUUAUGAUUUCUGUCUUGUAAUAUAAAAAUUGAUUCGCGUUUGAGAGACGCGAAGAGAAUGCUACCGUUCGUCCGUUGCCACUUUUUUUGAUCGGACUCUGGAUAACUCGAUCCGGCUCGGAAGGACGGAGCCUUUGUAAAUUACCAUUAUGAUCAAAUGACGAGAACCGUAGUUGAAUGAAAUUGCAUUUGUCAUUCGGUUGUGGACAUAGAAUUUAUAGAUUUUUAUUAUAUCACUAUAUACCGUUACAAAUUAUUGUAAUAAAGAUCAUUUUGUCAUUCUUAAA
Molecule: messenger RNA, 7783 nt
Organism: Orussus abietinus
Lineage: Eukaryota; Metazoa; Arthropoda; Insecta; Hymenoptera; Orussidae
Gene: Egfr
Product: epidermal growth factor receptor
Exons: 11
Coding region: 671-5194 (1507 amino acids)
Biological process (GO): protein phosphorylation; multicellular organism development; positive regulation of kinase activity
Cellular component (GO): signaling receptor complex; basal plasma membrane
Molecular function (GO): transmembrane receptor protein tyrosine kinase activity; ATP binding
Source: RefSeq, a predicted model, not a curated record